UGUAUUUCAGGAUCACAUGACUCCUUCAGCUUCUACAUUGAUGAGGCAUCUCCAGUUGGACCAGAACAGCCAGAGACUGUCCAGAACUUUGUGUCUGUGUUUGGAACAGUUGCCAAAAAGCUCAUGAGAAAGUGGUUGGCCACCCAGACAAUGAACUUUACCAGCCAAAUGGAAUGUGGAAUAAGAUAUUUUGACCUUCGGAUUUCAACGAAACCUAGAGACCCUGAUAAUGAGUUAUAUUUCGCUCAUGGAUUAUUUAGUGCCAAAGUUAACGAAGGCCUUGAAGAAAUCAAUGCUUUUUUGAACACUCACCCGAAGGAAGUGGUGUUUUUGGACUUCAACCAUUUUUAUGGGAUGCAAAAAUACCAUCAUGAAAACCUGGUUCAGAUGCUGAAGGACAUAUUUGGGAACAAAACAUGCCCAGCUAUUUUUGCCCAGGAAGUAAGUCUUCAUUAUCUUUGGGAACGGAACUACCAAAUUUUGGUGUUCUACCACAGUCCAGUGGCACUUGAAGUUCCAUUUCUCUGGCCUGGGCAGAUGAUGCCAGCCCCAUGGGCUAAUACCACAGAUACAGAAAAACUAAUUCAGUUUUUACAAUCAUCAAUUACUGAACGGAGGAAGAAAGGCUCCUUUUUUAUUUCUCAGGUGGUAUUAACACCCAAAGCUAGUACUGUUGUCAAAGGGGUUGCCAGUGGACUAAGGGAAACUAUUACAGAACGGUAA
Molecule: messenger RNA, 723 nt
Organism: Staurois parvus
Lineage: Eukaryota; Metazoa; Chordata; Amphibia; Anura; Ranidae
Source: the annotation of a GenBank genome assembly